AGCGUGCUCAUCAGUACGACGCCUUCGUCUCCUACAACGCAAACGACGAGGGCUGGGUGCUGGGGGAGCUGCUGCCCAAGCUGGAGGACGAGCAGGGCUGGAGACUGUGUCUGCACCACCGAGACUUCCAGCCAGGCAAACCCAUCAUGGAAAACAUUACAGACGCCAUCUAUGGCAGCCGGAAGACCAUCUGUGUGGUCAGUCGCGAUUACCUGGAGAGUGAAUGGUGCUCCAGAGAGAUCCAGGUUGCCAGUUUCCGUCUGUUUGACGAGCAGAAGGACGUGCUGAUCCUGGUGUUCCUGGAGGACAUUCCCAUGCAGCAGCUUUCUCCGUACUACCGCAUGAGGAGGCUCCUGAAGAGACAAACCUACCUGAGCUGGUCCCGCGCAGACGCACACCCAAACCUGUUCUGGGAGAAGCUCCGGCAGGCCCUGGAGACCCAGGAGCACCCAAUGGGGGAGCAUAUACUGCUCACCGUGGAGGACAGACCCCCUGGAGAGAGACCAGACCAGUAAAAGGCUUAGAAAUGCUUUGGGGUGGGGGGGGGGGGGGAUACAACUAGAGGUCUGUCUCUAUGGAGGGAAAGUGAAACUGUUCCCCUUGAACGCUUUGUUCGUUUUUGUGUAUUGUAAAACACAUUCUUAAUCUGGUUAAUGGGUACAUCUGGUGUGGAUUUGUAUUUGAGCCCCGUUUUUGGGGGUCAAGCAGCAAAGCUGCGAGACAACCUAUCGUUUUCGUACGUUUUCCUAUUGUUAUUCUUCAAUGGGAGUCUAUGGCAGCCCAUAGAACGCUGUGGUGAAAUUUGGUACAUUGAUUCAGGACAGUCCCAUUAUCCCAUGACCCAAAUUUGUGGUCGCUAGCUUAUGAUCAUAACCUAGCGCCACCAACAGUUCAAAGUUGAACAUGCUUUCAUGGUUAUAACUUUUGACCCAUUCGUCCAAUAUUCACAAGCAAGGUAUCAUUGGAUUCCUUGGGUCAAGCCGAGUUCAACGCGCACCCUAUGUCGUAAUUUUGUGCCAUGAUGGAUUUUCCGCCAUCUUGGUUUAUGUCAAAAACCUUUAAAAUGUAUCUCCUAUCAGAAAUGUUGUCCAAUUUUCUCUAACCUUGGCACAGAGGAUCUUCAGGCCAUGCUUGACAAAAAAAAUGUAAUUGAUUUUUCAAAUUCAAAACCGUUUGGCCGCUACAGCCAAUCAAAUUCGACCGCGAAGACGCCAAACAGGAAGUAAGCCAAUAUCUCAGUAGCCCUCUGUCAUAUCAUAACCGAACUUGUCACAUAGACCCAUGACAUCAUCAUGGGGACCCUAAUUAAAUUAACCGGUAAUCUUUGACCUCUAGGGGGUGCUGUAGCCUAAUUAAUGAAGAUGUGUUUUAACUCCUCUCUCUUCACAUGAGUAUAUUUCAAACUUAUUUCCAAUGUCUGGUGAUACUGUCAGACCUCCCCAUAAAUCGAAUGAAUUAUUUCCCAUGGCAACAUCAGAAUUUGCCCGCCAUUGGGAAAGUUGUUUAAAUCAAUAGUACAUAUCCACAGGACACAAAUUACGUCCGAUCAUCAUGAAACUUGCCAUAUAUGAUCAUCAGCUCUUUCAAAUUCAAAACCGUUUGGCCGUGACAGCCAAACAAACUUGACGGCAAAGCUGCCAAACAGGUAGUAAGCCUGUUCUCAGCAUCUCUUUAACAUAUCAUAGCCAAACUUGGUACGUAGACUCAUGACAUCAUUCUGGGGACAUCCAAACAAUUUGGUGACCUUUGACCUCAGGGGGACGUCAAACAGGAAGUGAGCUCAUUUUUCUGCAAGGCAUUCAUGUAUCCAAACCAAACUUGGCUCAUAGUCUUAUGACUCUAUCCUGAUAAUGCCCAAACAAUUAGGUGACAUUUGACCUUUGGGAGUGCGUUGUUAGCAGCAAGUCUAUUCCAGCUCUUAGCAAGCAACCUCAAUGUAUUUUCGUUGUGAUAACCAUUUGCCAAUAGCUUUCAUUGUCGGCAAAAUGAUAUCUAAUCAUCUGCAUUUUAUCAUGGUCAUCAUAUACUGUGUUAUGUAAAACUGAUAACACAUCAUUCAUAUUAAAUCAUCAUGUCAAUCUGAC
Messenger RNA from Gadus macrocephalus (Pacific cod), 2084 nucleotides. RefSeq names its product toll-like receptor 13. The record is from RefSeq and is a predicted model, not a curated record. Gene Ontology annotation, biological process: immune response; inflammatory response; toll-like receptor signaling pathway. Bases 147 to 515 code for a protein of 122 amino acids. Gene Ontology annotation, cellular component: membrane. The transcript is spliced from 3 exons. Lineage: Eukaryota; Metazoa; Chordata; Actinopteri; Gadiformes; Gadidae. Gene Ontology annotation, molecular function: transmembrane signaling receptor activity.